This is a messenger RNA of Heterobilharzia americana, 255 nucleotides long. Lineage: Eukaryota; Metazoa; Platyhelminthes; Trematoda; Strigeidida; Schistosomatidae. The record is from the annotation of a GenBank genome assembly.
AUGGAUCUUGAUCCAGGUAUUCCACUCGAGUGUCGAUUUAGUUUUGUUACACUUGCCCUAACUUUGAUUUUCUCAUUGAUGAGUAUAACAUGUAUCAUCUGGAUAUUAGUUACAAUCUGUAAAGUGUGUACAUAUCGAAGAAAUUAUAACCAUAUGAAAUCAAGAGAAUGUUUUGAAGAAAUAAGACCAUCGAGUCGAUCUAUUUUGCAAAGGAAAGAAUCUUUAAGAAGUUUGGAAAUAACAGAUGAUGACUAG